Messenger RNA from Capronia epimyces CBS 606.96, 1383 nucleotides. RefSeq lists its product as uncharacterized. The transcript has a single exon. NCBI's taxonomy places the organism in Eukaryota, Fungi, Ascomycota, Eurotiomycetes, Chaetothyriales, Herpotrichiellaceae. The record is from RefSeq and is a predicted model, not a curated record. Gene Ontology annotation, molecular function: protein dimerization activity. Bases 1 to 1383 code for a protein of 460 amino acids.
AUGCCUUUCCGUACCGCCUACCGGCAGCAUGAUGUCUCUCAUGACUUUCAUAAGCAGCACAGUUUCCACGGUGGCCAACCCCAACUAGCCACCAUUGUUGAUCCCGACUCAGUCGAUUACCGUGGGUGGCAUGAGAUGGAUUUCACCACCAUGCCCCUCAGCUCAACCACAACCUCAGCUCCUCUGCAAAAGUACUCGGCCAACAUGGACACGGACGUGGGCUCACUGGCCUACCUACGCUCUUCGAGUCAUCGCGAGCACUCGAAUGCCUCCUCUCAGCAGCAAUCUCCCGAGGCGCAAACCACCCUCUCAGGAGACCUCUACACCACCGGACCCUUCUCCUAUUCUCAGAUGCUCAGCAUGGACUCGGAUCUCUCUCCCAUGGACCAGUCCAGCCUCAGCAGCUCACGCACCGACUGUGAUUCCAACAUGAUGAACGACGAUAGCAGUCUCACAACCGUGGCCCUCUCAGGCUCCGACUCUAUCAACGCCUCUCCGCCUGUUUCUUCCUUGAACCCUAUCGCCGUCUCGCUUUCAACCAAGUCUGACCCGACAGAGAAGCUCUGUCCCCUGAUAGCGGGACAAGUCGACAGCUGCCAGCCGCAGCGUUGUGGUCCGGAUGCUCCCUGCAUGAACUUCACCACGUUGCCCCCCAUCGAAGAGUGCACGUCUGUUCCGUGUAUCACUCAAGAAACCUCUCCCAACGAAACUAUGAUCACCAGCGACAGUGUCUCAGUUUCACUACAUCAACGACCUAGUAUGAGCUCGAGGACCAGCAGCGUGACCACCGCCCAGUCCCACCGCGGCUCCUCCGCCUCAUCCAACGAGCAUCAGGUCCAGUCAGUGCCACUACCUCCACGACGCUCAACAGCUGGAGCCGCCGCCGCCGCUCGUCGCCGAGCCCGGAACAGCACCAGCACUAACACCAACAUCAACGCCUCUGCCACGAUGAUGAUUGCAUCUGAUGAUGAGGAAGAGGAACAAGUGACGACCAAAAGCACCGCUCCUUCCAAAUCUGACUCCAAGCAACGGGCGAAGCAAGCCCAUUCUCUCGUCGAAAAGAAAUAUCGAGAAAACUUGAACGCGAAGAUUGCCCAGCUCCACACCACGCUCCAGUCGUCACAUUACGGCCCAAAGACAGGCGAGGAAGGCGACAGCGAUACGCCCGGAAGUGCCCCCAUCCCAGCUAGUAAGGUCCGCAAGAGCGACGUCCUGACUGAAGCUAUGAACUAUGUCAACCAGACGGAAGUGGAGAUGCGUCACAUGGAGAAUGAAUUACAAAGAUUGGGCGAAAGAGUCCGAGUGUUGGAGAAGCUGGUCCGAUGUGAGGACUGCAGUUUACUCAAGCAGAUGGUGAAUCUGCAAGUUCAGCCCGUCGGAUGA